GUGUGUGUGUGUGUGUGUGUGUGUGUGUGUGUGUGUGCGUGCGCGCGUGUGUGUGUGUUUUGUCCGCCAAAGUGUGAAAGUAGCGACUGCAAAGAAAGAAGAAGGAGGUAAAGAGAUCCCCCUCUGUUUUUUCUAAGGAGGACGUCAGAAACCCGGUUGGGCAUCUACGCGGGCUGGACGCAGCAGCAGCAGCAGAAAGCAGCGGAGAGACUCUGAGCAGCGAGGACGACGAGCGGGAUGCGCACACGGGCGAGACAAUUGUAGCAGUCCUGGCGUGUGGGGAGGAAUAAAGCGCAUAAGGAGAGAAGCAGGAUUUUACUCGUGGGCUCGACAGCGUCAGUGUUUUCGUGGGCAGUCGUGAGGUGGGAGGAAAGCGACACGGUGAGCAGGCUACAGGUGAAAAGGUAGAAAACAUGAUGCGCUCUGGCUGCUGAAUCGCUGCUGUUUCCUUCUUACUUUCUUCGGCGCAUCUUAAAGGAACACAGUGAAAUAUUUUGGGGAAGAUUCAUUAAAGCAAAGGAUGGCCACGAUCCGACUGGCGCUGCUGCUGCAGGUGGGCUUCGUGAUUGGGUCCAGUUAUGGGUAUAUGCAGUGGUCGCCGCGAGACCGAGGGGUGGUGAGUAAACAGCCUCUCCGCAAGCCCCCCGACCGCUGGGGUGUUCGGUGGAACCGGGACGUUGACGAACAGCAGCGUCCAAGUGUCGUCACGGAGUUCCUGCAGACGGGAGACUCCUCAGCGCUGCGCCACGCGAACUGCUCGGGCAGGUACGAGCUGAGCGGGCAGCGCGGCCGAUCCCGGACGAGCCCCCACCGGGUCGUGCAUGGCGCGCUGGAUGCCGUCACUCACGCAUCCACUUUCCUCAGCGCUUUACUCCGGGCCAACAGCACGCGUGAACAGAGCCUCAGGCGGGACGUCGAGUGGUACCGGGCGCUGGUCCGCAGCCUCCUGGAGGGCGACGCCAGGAUCCACCGCGCCGUCCUCGCCUUCAGCACCGGAUCUUCUUUCUCCUCUGCCUCUGGCUCUCACGCACCCCACAUCUUCCUGCAGGCCACGCGUGCUGGAGGGGAAAUUGUCCUGCAGGAUCUGUCGGCCACCACAGCACGCCACGGUUUGCAGAACGAGACAGCCAAUACAGCGUGGUACCAUGACCACCGUGGCAGAAAGAGGACCCGCUCCCACGAGCGAGGGACAAAUCGGGAUUCCGCAUCCCAUGAUGACAAACGGGGGAAUGGGGAGAAUUAUGUCAUUGACAAAACACACGUUAGGUGGUCAGCUCCGUACUUGGAGUGCGAGGAUGGCAGUUUCAUCCCCAGGUGGCUUUUGACCUUGUCGGCGGGCUUCUACGGACUGAAGCCCAACCUGACCCCGGACUUCAGGGGAGUUGUUCGGGUGGAUGUCAGCCUACAGGAUGUGGAUAUCGAUCAGUGUUCCACUGAUGGCUGGUUUGCAGGAACUCACAGGUGCAACCUGACCAGUAUGGAGUGCCUGCCCAUCCCAGGUCAUGGCUUCGUGCUGGGCAAAUACAAAUGCCAGUGCAAGAGUGGCUUCUACCACCCGAACAGAGUAGCCAUCAAUGGCUUCAAGAGGAAGGCUGGGAACUUGCAGGACCCUGAGGGUCUUCCGUAUGAUGCGGAUGCCCCCAGCCACUGUCUGGCUUGCCAGGAGGGCUGUGCUUUCUGCAAAGAUGACACACCCUGUGUUGCUCAUGGCGACAGCUAUCUGAGCAUCACUGUGCUGUCCUUCCAGGGCAUCUGCAUGCUGCUGGACUUCAUCAGCAUGGUGCUAGUUUACCACUUCCGCAGGAACAAGAGCAUCAGAGCUUCAGGCCUGGUCCUGCUGGAGGCCAUCUUGUUCGGAGCCCUCCUUCUCUACUUUCCCGUGAUGGUUCUGUACUUCCAGCCCAGCGUGUUCCGCUGUAUCCUGCUGAGAUGGGUGCGCAUGCUCGGCUUUGCUACAGUGUAUGGAACAAUCACGCUCAAACUGUACAGGGUGCUGAAGGUGUUCCUGUCUCGCACAGCUCAGCGGAUCCCAUACAUGACCAGCUGGAAGGUCCUGCGGUUGCUGGGGAUCAUCCUGCUGAUUGUGCUCUGGUUCCUGGUGGCCUGGACUUCAGCUGUGUGUGAGCACCCAAACCGACAUCUGGCCCUGAUCGCUGUGGGCUUUACUCCAGAGGACCUGCAGUUCAGCAUGUGCCUGCUGGACCGGUGGGACUACAUGAUGGCAGUGGCUGAGUCCCUUUUCCUGUUGUGGAGUGUGUACCUGUGCUAUGCGGUGAGGACGGUACCCUCGGCCUUCCACGAGCCUCGCUACAUGGCCAUUGCGGUGUUCAACGAGCUCAUUAUCUCAGCUGUAUUUCAUGUGGUCAGAUUCACUCUCGCCCAGGAGUUGCACCCUGACUGGAUGCUUAUGCUCUUCUUCGCUCAUACGCAUUUAACAGUGACGGUGACACUAGGGCUCUUACUCAUUCCAAAGUUCCUGUUUGCGGGGACACACCUAAGAGAUGACAUUGCGACUGAGGCAUAUGAGGAUGAGUUGGACAUGGGGCGUUCUGGGUCAUACCUGAACAGCAGCAUCACCUCUGCAUGGAGUGAGCAUAGUCUGGACCCAGAGGACAUCCGGACACCAGACGAAAUGGGCCAGCUCAGUUCUAUUAAUGGCUGUGGCGUAAGGUCUUGCGACAGUCUUUGGGAAAAACGUACCAACGAAGAGUUAAAGAAGCUCUAUUCCCAGUUGGAGAUCUACAAAAGGAAAAAGAUGUUGGCCAACAAUCCACACCUGCAGAAGAAACGCAGCUCCAAGAAAGGCCUGGGACGAUCCCUCAUGAGACGCAUCACUGAGAUCCCAGAAACCAUGGGUCGCCAGCAUAGUCGUGAGGACAAAGAGUUGGGUGACCAUGGUAGUAACCGCAACAGCAUCUGUGCCCUGAGGAAGAAUCCUUUUGACCCAUCGCAUUCAGCAAAGCCUGCCAAGGAAGAGUCUCUAAAGAGCAAAGUCUUUUCCCUGAAGAAGUCUCACAGCAGCUAUGACCAUGUGCGAGACCAGAGUGAGGACUCCAGCAGCUCAGCAACUGACAAGAUGGAAGUGUCCACCACAGAGGCAUCUCUUCUUGAAACGUUGAUGGGGAAGAAACUGGUAAAGAAAAAGUCAUCUGAGAAAAUCGAUGCUGCCAGUGAGUCCACUGAGUCAGUUCCCUUGGUGUGCAAGUCAGCCAGUGCUCAUAAUUUGACAGCUGACAAGAAACCCCUCCACCCUCGAACAUCUAUGCUACAGAAGUCCCUCAGCGUUAUUGCCAGUGCCAAAGAGAAGACACUGGGCCUGACCGGAAAGACCCAGAGUGUAGAAGAUCCUAACAAGAAGGUCCAACAAAAGAAUAAAGAGGCUAAAACCCCCAUAGAGAAUGAAGAAAAGGAGGGCUAUAUGAAGAUGAUCAUCAGUCAGUCUGUGGAGUACAAGCAGACAGCUGCCAAGACUGGAAUAAUGAAGCAUCAGGUUAGUGGGAGCCAACCCUCCAUCUGCUGUGACCCUAAGGGCAAGGAUACUUUUGAUCUUUCGGAGGUAUGCCCCUGGGAAGUAGAAGAUUUACCCACUCCCUCAGAGAACAAGGUCCAAAAGCAUGUAUCCAUUGCUCCAGAUGAGACCACAACAUUCCACGGGAGUAGCACCAAGGCAGCCAAACAACAGCAGCAGAAACAGAAAGGCACUGACCAGUCACCCACGGUUCCUCAACGGCCCAACCAAAAACCUGUGGACAGAGCAGAAAUCUGUCCUUGGGAAGAAGGUAACAAUGAAAGGCAGGGUCAGACCGAAGGGUCAAAGUCGAAUUCCAACAGUCAACCCGCAAAAUCCCAAACACUGGCAUCUGGAGACAGUACCAAAUCUCAAAGAGCGGAGGUUUGUCCAUGGGACUUUGAGGAGUUGCCAGCCAAAUCAAUAGACUCUGCCUGUUCAUCUGACCAAGACAGGCCCAAAAGCAUGUCUGCAGAGGUCAAAGGCAAAACAGGCACCACUCUGACGGAAGUGAAAAGCAAGGGAAGCACCCCUGUAGAGGGCAAAGCAAAAGAUGCUCUCCCCGAGCCUCCCAAGCCUUCAUGUGGGUCACUGCAGCUUCCUUCCAAGGAAGAAAUCUGUCCAUGGGAUUAUGAAACAAUAAGCCCCACCUCUGACAAGAUGCCCAGCCCCUCUCAGGUUUCGAAAACAAAGGAGAUUCCUGGAGCAAAGAAGGGUACUACAUCUCUGAGAACAUUCCAGAAAGAGAAGGAAAAGACGAAGGGUAUGGAUGAUGAAAAAGCCAAAACAAAGUCUAAGGACAAGCCUACUUCGGGUAAAACAACAGAGAGACCUCUUAGUCAAGCUAAACUGGCUGAGGUUUGUCCCUGGGAUGUGGAUAGUAGUCAGGAAGUGGGUGCGGUCGAAAAGCAAAAAAGUCCAAUAGGGAAAAGCAAGCAAGCUGAUGUAUGUCCAUGGGAUUUUGAGGAUGCAGCACCGACUAAAGAAGUGAACAGAAGUACUGGUUCCUCCAUAGCAAAACAGAAAAGUGUGAAUUCUAAAGGGGGAGUUUCUGGCGGUGCCGGAAUGGCAGAUGUCUGCCCAUGGGACUUCGAUGACCAAACGGCAACAAAAAAGGCAUGACACUUGACCUACCUGGACCAGUAAAUGUAGUUCUCAUUGUAUGUGCAUUGUGUCAUCUAAUAAAACCCUGGAUUACAAACUCUAGAUAUAAUUUAUGGUAACUUGGGGGAAUAAAAUCAAGUCGCACAAGCUGCCUUUCUUUCCAAUAUUUUUUUUUUCCUUUGUGCUUUUUGAGAAAAAAAAAAGAUGAAAAUGAAACAACAAAAAAAAUGCAACAAAUCAUUAAGCAUUCCAGAUUCUUACAAAAUACUUGUUGAAACUUUAAAUACAAACAGUAGUUUGACAAUUAUGCAACUCUUUAUGUGCAAUGUAGAAAAACCUGCCUAUACUCAUCACUUGUAUCCCCAUUAAUUAACCAUUUGAAUUUUCCUAUCGCCAUACUAGCUGCAUCUGUAGCAUGGUCUUCUUGACUGUGUCGGUCAUAUGAGAUUGUACAAUUCCAAGUUUUUGCAGAAAUAGGGGGGGCUUGACAUCAUCUAUGUAUUUUAACAGUACUCAGAUGGAGUAUGCAUGAACUGUUUUAGGAUAAGCAUGAUCUGUGGUGUUUUAAGUCAAAGUCGGGUUGACAUUAAGGAAUCGCCAAAGACUGAGGUAACAUUUGGAGGUAUCAUCUGAGUUAUACGCAAGAGAACUCGAACACAUAACAGGAUCUCCCUACGGUUCUGUUGUGAGCCCAGUUCAUGUGGUUGUGUGGGGAAAUUAGCCUGUAGCACUUUAGUAACUAACAUAUUCAAUGACUAAAAGAGGUAUGUAUGUAUAUGGAAGACAUGCUGUAAUUGCAUUCAUGUUAGUCUAAUUAUUUGUUUUGUUUAUAUAGUUCUCACACUGCAUAUCUGCCGUAUAAUGUAGACUAACAUUUUUAAGAACCCCCUACAUCUAAAAACCCUUGCAAUGCUUCCGAAUUUGCUGGUAUGUAUUACUGAAUGUGCCUAAUUGAAGAGUCUAAUAUCAGUCCUGGGUUGUAUUGGGAAAAGCGCAGAAUUUGCCCUGUCUUGUUCUCACCCACCUGUAAUGACUGCAGGCUGAUGUGCGGAAAUCAGAUUUAAACAUAUUUUUAAACUGAUGAUAAUGUUUAACUGCAUUUGCGCUCUGGACAUAUCAAGAUAUAGCAUCCCACAAUUCAUUUUUAAGAAAGAUCAGUGAUCCUUUUUUAAAAUGUAUUUAUUGUUUAUAACAGUAAAUUAACUAAUUACAUGGCUAACGCAGCUUAUUUAAUAUUUUGGUCCCGCUCAAUAUUAUGUUACUAAUAACUGUGUCAUUACACAUUAACAAUACAUGCAACGGCAAUGUAACUACUGGUGAUGUGUCACUGUUACAGAUGGAUUACAGUGGCACAGUUUAAGUAAAUACAUGUGUAUCAUCAGUUUUGACUCAUGUAAUUAUGAAAAUGUGUCUUCAUAGUUACAAGAGCAUAGUUUCUCUGUUAUGUAACUACACAUGUAUAACAGGCUGAACUGCAGUUUUUCCCAGUACUUACACUACAUCUGCGCAGGAAAUGCUACAUUUCCUAGCACUUAGCUAGCUGUAGUAGUAGGCACUGUAGCAUUGUAACUUAACCAAAUUUCUAGCUUAAACUAGGGUUCUUAAACUCCUUUUUCUCUGAGGGCGUCAAAGGGUUUCAAAUAUUUUUUUGCCAAACAGUAGAAAUGCGUGGGACUCUUAUUAUGACAACGUUGGCUUUCCUGCUGAACAUGAGUGAAGUGACUUCCCAGUGUGAUCAUUUAGUUCUGAUGUGCUCUGUCAUGAAUGAAUCCACAGCGGCAAAUUUAAUUAACAACCAGUCUAAAAUUAGAAUAAAAGUCAUCUUAGGAAAAACGCACUCCAGCUUCAUGUUGUACCAGGGUUUCAUUUGAAGAGUUCCUCUUGCAUUUUGCAUUCCAUUCAGUCUGAGCUGGUUUUAUCUAGCUAAGGUGGGGUCACCACAGCGCUGGUGGGUGAAGCAAAUCUUACUGAUGUGAAUAUUUAACAGGCGAAAAACUAUUUUUCCUAUCCUAUUUGCAAUAACACAAAUUUCACAGUCACUAUGUAAAAGUUACACUUUUAAUAAUAAGCGGCGCAGUUAUUCGACUAUUUACACACAAUAUGUUAAUGAGCGUGUGUUGCUCUCAUGAGCAUGAGAAAUACUAGGGACUAAAAAAAAAAAAACAAAUAUCUAGAACUUAAUGUUUUCUUGUUUUUGAUUUAAAAACAGUGAUGCCUGUUUGAAUCAUUUAAAAAGUCCUUUUAAAUGUUAUUUAUUUAUUUUAAGUAACAUUUUCCAACUCAAGCCACCAAAUUCUCAUUUCUGCAACACGAUUUGAAAGUAAAUCUUUCCAUGGUUUUUUUUUCCCCAACUUUUUUCUUUAUCUCCCUUAUUUUUAAACUAUUGUAAAGUGGAUUAUCCAUCCAUCCAUCCAUUUUCUAAGCCGCUUCUCCGUCAUGGUCGCGGGGGGUGCUGGAGCCUAAAAGCGGAUUAUUAAACAUGUAUUUUAAAAAAUAUAGUAUUUUCCAGUUUGAUCUCAUUCCAGCAACACGUCGACCGUUUAAAUGAUUACAAACUAUUUUAUUCUAAUUAAAAAAUAAAAAAAAAGGAAUGUCAGUAAUGAGAAAGCGAUACGUGGACACGUUGCGGUAACGAGAACCGGGAUAAAAAAAAAAGAUGAAAACUUAUAUGUAGUAAAUAUAGUAAAACUGAAGAAUUUCCCAUUAAAAGCUCCAGUUAAUCUACUAAAUUAUACGAAUGUUGUCCAUCGGCAUGACGAUCCUAAUUCUAAGAAAUUCUUACAGACGUGGUUUAACUCAUCUGUGACAGUGAACACAUCAGCACUAGUUACGUUGUUGUUCCACUUACUUGUGUGUAAUUACAUAGUUAUUACAGACACAUAAUCGAAAGCGGGGCUAAUAUUUCUCAUGCUUUGCUUCACUCCAGCAGCAGCCGCUGAAUCUAAAGCGAUGUCUUGAAAAAUCUCUCGACAGCACGUUAUACGCCUGUUCAUUUACAGUGACCUUUCAUGUAAAAUAUACACCAUGGGUCACGAUUGCUGUUGGAAUGUUCGGCUACAUGCUCCGCUUUGUUUCCAGCAUAGGGGCAUUUCGUCAAUGUUACUGAAUCAUGUAAAUUUAUAUAAUUGGCAUGAACUGUUUCACAGUAGGACGCCUAGUAUUGAUGACUCCUGAAGUGCUUGUGAUGACCUUUGGGGUCAUGACGAAAUGGUCCAGUCCCCAGAGUAAUGCGAAUAGCUGUGCUCGCUAAAUGUGGUCACAAAUUGUGUCUAUUGAAUAGGAAAUUUCCAUUUUUGCUGUUGGUCCAUCUUGUGUAUAUAUAUCUUUUAUGUACCAAAGAGGGGAAAAAAGAACUUACAGACACUAUAUUUCUCAAACACUCCAUAAAAGAGGUAAUACGAUGCAUCUGACGCCCAACUCUCUGCCGCGAGCUGUACUACGUCUGCCAGCGACCCACAGCGGUCACGUCUGAAACGUGUGAGAGGUAGUAUCGGCCUGUAUAUGUGUACGAGCUAGUGCUGUAUUGGCUGCUGAGGUGUAGCCUGAGAAAUAAAAAGAUGUGCCCCCCCCACCCCGCCCAGAUUUAUCGUAAUGGCUUUUAUAUCCCUUCUAUAUUGAUGAACCUAGGGCAUUAUCUGUCACCCAUAUUGGUUCUGUGUUUCUGGCUCAUGUGAAGAGUUUUAAAAAAAAGAAAUAAAUAAAAAAAAAGGCCCCCCGUUCUCUCGUCCCCCCAUAUACGAGUAAACCGCUCCAGUUUAUAAGCAGAACAGAACCUCUGUCAGUGUGGUUAUAGCUGUUCUUAGUGUAUUGCUAGAUGGACGUGUGAAAUCUUGCCAUCAUCGUCACGUAGAGAAUGUUUCCGGGAAUGGUCGUCGUUUCGUAAUUGCAUCUUAACUAGCGUCCCCGAGUCUGUCCACCGACCCACAGCUCCUGAGUUUGACCCUGUGUUGUACGGUGUGAGCGCUACACCCGUGUGACCUGUCCUCACUCGUUUACAUUGUCUUAGUGCAACGUUUAGUUUACGAUGUUUGCUUUUCUUUCGUCCUCUGUCCUCUGCGCCACCUCCCCGAAGUGAAAUCUGUUCUUUCGUUCGGUUACGUUAACUCGGCCCCUCUGUGCGUGACUCACCAUCGUCACCUGUUGGGCAAACACUACUACUACCACUUAACGCUGUAAUGUCUUAACUAUCGCUCUCGUGGCUUCUGCAUGAUAAGAUGAAACUAGUAGGACUGAUGUUACACUGCCCUUGAUAGAUCUUAAAAAAAAAAAAAAGAGAAAUAAAUAACCUUUGGUCUUUUAUGGACUGUUACAAGUUGUAUAGU
Pygocentrus nattereri (red-bellied piranha) is the source of this 8934-nucleotide messenger RNA. It is a transcript of the gene gpr158a, whose product is annotated as G protein-coupled receptor 158a. NCBI's taxonomy places the organism in Eukaryota, Metazoa, Chordata, Actinopteri, Characiformes, Serrasalmidae. Gene Ontology annotation, molecular function: G protein-coupled receptor activity. The transcript is spliced from 12 exons. Gene Ontology annotation, cellular component: membrane. The coding region runs from base 521 to 4630 and encodes 1369 amino acids. The record is from RefSeq and is a predicted model, not a curated record. Gene Ontology annotation, biological process: G protein-coupled receptor signaling pathway.